AUGAGAAUAGAGAAAGCACGAACGAUCGCUCUCCUCGAAGCUAAAGGUGUGGAGAAAUACGAAAUCGUGCUGCUGGCUUUGCAUCCUGAGCGCUGGGAAGAAAUGGCAUCAGUGAGUCGAAGUAAGCGUCUCCCCCUUGUGCACGUGGCCAACCUUUUCUUUGGUUUGGACUUCCCUAUUAUUAUGGAAGCGUUUGGAAAUGCUACCACGUCGAUGAGCCUUAAUUCGUCAAGGUUUGGAAAAGUGACAACUCUGCAAGUUGCCUUUGGGUUUCAUCCUUUGGAGUUUCAGAUUUGUGGCUGUCACGUAUCGUCAUUUUUACUUGAAAAAUCCCGCGUCACAAGUGAAAGAGGUCGUGAAGCUGGAGACCAGAAUGAAUUGAACUUUCGCGUACUGUACGCGAUGGAGUUGCAUUUCGAUGGUGUAAAGUGCUUCGCGUUUACUUAUCUCGGUCGCAGCGACCACAAGCUGGCAGAGCAAAUGAGCAAAGAGGAAACGUGGAAAAAGGAUACGAGCAGAAAGGCAAUUUUUAACGUGCUAAGUGCUGUUCUGUGGCUCGGAAAUAUUGAGCUUGACUAUCCUGAGACAUCGGGGAAGCUUUUGAUUUGGGAUCAGUGGAGAAAUUGA
Messenger RNA from Phytophthora infestans T30-4, 627 nucleotides. RefSeq lists its product as uncharacterized. The coding region runs from base 1 to 627 and encodes 208 amino acids. Gene Ontology annotation, biological process: actin filament organization; vesicle transport along actin filament. The transcript has 5 exons. Gene Ontology annotation, cellular component: cytoplasm; myosin complex; actin cytoskeleton. Lineage: Eukaryota; Oomycota; Peronosporomycetes; Peronosporales; Peronosporaceae. The record is from RefSeq and is a predicted model, not a curated record. Gene Ontology annotation, molecular function: ATP binding; microfilament motor activity; actin filament binding.